AUGCCGCUCAUUAUGAAUGCCGACGGAGGCAGUCUUAAUGGCCUGGCGGCACGGGCCUGCGACCUAUGCCACCGGAAAGACGGCAUCCUCCGAUGCUCUGCCUGCCAAGCGAUCUACUACUGUGGACGAGACUGCCAGACAAAGGACCGUGACAUCCACAGGACGCCGUGUAAGGCGAUCAAGAAGGCGCGUCUUCGCUAUGAGUUCGAGGAGAAGAAGCUGCGUGACACAACGGGCGACUGGCUCAGACCCGAUAUCUUUGAGAACCAUGUCGGGUUGUUUUGGGCAAUAUCCGAGACGCAGCCGCAUAUGCGAGCGCGCUAUGAGUUGGUGGAUGCGAUGCUGCUGAGUUACGGUACCGCCGGUGGCCCUGCGGACGUCGCCCAGAUGGCCCUGGAUCAUCUUUUAGACAUGAUGCGGCUGUGUCGCUGCGACAACAUGCGCGUGCGCUUUAUAUUCGACUCGCAGGGACCAGGGUGCCUACGACUUUAUGAAGUGCCAUUCCUGGACAUCAAAGGUGUAGAUGUGUUGGAAGCACCAGCGAAGGGAUGGACGAACACCGCUUUUCUGGACCUGAGCCACGCCGUAGCCGCUGUGCUAAUUAAGAUGCGAGUCGUGCUGAACCUGCAGGAGAUCCAGAACGCCAGAAUUGCUCUCCGCGGCGCCAUCCCACAGGAAAUUAUUGAGAUUAUCUGUGGCCAGUUUGCCAGCUCUAUCAUUGGGUCGCGGCAUGAGAUUCUCCUGACCAGGCCGGAAGAGACAGCACAGCUAGCCGAGACUAUCAAGAGCCAGAUCAGGAAAGUAUAUGGAGCCAUUGAGACGUAUAACUCACACUUCUGGGAGUUGAUGGUCAAGGAUCCGGAUGCUGGUGUGUUACAGAGACCAUUCGGGACAUAUACGCAGGGGUCGGGGGAGGAGGCUUUGAUGGUAAUCCGAUACAGCAAUGCUUCGUGGUAUGAGAUGCCGGGAGCGGUGGACUGUCGGAGUUUGAGUACGGCGGGCUGA
This is a messenger RNA of Metarhizium robertsii ARSEF 23, 1005 nucleotides long. RefSeq names its product zinc finger domain-containing protein. The transcript has 2 exons. NCBI's taxonomy places the organism in Eukaryota, Fungi, Ascomycota, Sordariomycetes, Hypocreales, Clavicipitaceae. Bases 1 to 1005 code for a protein of 334 amino acids. The record is from RefSeq and is a predicted model, not a curated record.